Messenger RNA from Marmota monax (woodchuck), 15544 nucleotides. RefSeq names its product dymeclin (gene Dym). The record is from RefSeq and is a predicted model, not a curated record. Gene Ontology annotation, biological process: Golgi organization. The transcript is spliced from 19 exons. The coding region runs from base 531 to 2717 and encodes 728 amino acids. Gene Ontology annotation, cellular component: Golgi apparatus. NCBI's taxonomy places the organism in Eukaryota, Metazoa, Chordata, Mammalia, Rodentia, Sciuridae.
CGCCGGCGCGCGCCCGGCUGUUCGGUACCUCGCCGCGUUCUCGGCCGCUUCCCUCUUCUCUCCCCCGCCCCCCGGCCUCCGCACCGACGCGGCCGUGGUUGGAGGCUUAGUCGGAGCCCAUUCACAUCCGGAGCCCGGCCCGGAGCCGCAAAGACGUGGAAACAUGGAGGCCUGAGCCGUGGUGCGCCACCCGUGCUGCGGCGGGACCGCGCUUCUCUGACGCCCUCUUGCAGCCCGCCCUCCGUCCGUGGGUUUGGAAGCGGAGCUCCAGCAGACUGAGACAGGUGGGCUGUGGCGCCGCCCCCGGCAGCGCGGACCCCGGCAGCUCGGCCCCCGCCUCUGGUCAGAGCGGGUUCCGGACACCUCUCCUUCCAGGCCCGCGUCUGGCGAUCAAACCCAGGGCCUUGCACAUACUAGGCGAGCACUCUCCGCUGAGCCACAACCCCAGGAGGAUCAAUUGUGUUUUAAUUGAAGAGUGAAAAGGUUGUACUGUGGAAAUGCAGGUGUAAAUUAUCUUACCACUUUAGAAGAUGGGAUCAAACAGCAGCAGGAUCAGUGAUCUUCCUAAAAAUGAGUACUUAAAAAAAUUAUCAGGCACAGAAUCUGUCUCUGAGAAUGACCCAUUCUGGAAUCAGCUUCUCUCCUUUUCUUUCCCUGCACCAACUAGCAGUUCUGAGUUGAAGCUCUUGGAGGAGGCAACCAUUUCAGUCUGCAAGGCUUUAGUUGAAAACAAUCCUCGAACAGGAAAUCUUGGUGCACUAAUUAAGGUCUUCCUUUCUAGAACCAAAGAACUCAAACUUUCAGCAGAAUGUCAGAAUCACAUCUUCAUUUGGCAGACACAUAACGCUUUGUUUAUUAUUUGUUGUUUGCUGAAAGUGUUCAUCUGUGAAAUGUCAGAUGAGGAGUUACAACUUCAAUUUACUUAUGAAGAAAAGUCUCCUGGUAGUUUUGGUUCUGACUCAGAAGAUCUUUUGGAAGAAUUGCUCUGCUGUUUGAUGCAGUUAAUCACUGAUAUUCCACUCUUAGAUAUUACAUAUGAAAUAUCAGUGGAAGCUAUAUCAACAAUGGUUGUUUUCCUUUCCUGCCAACUCUUCCACAAAGAAAUUUUGCGACAGAGCAUUAGUCACAAGUAUUUGAUGCAAGGUCCAUGUCUUCCGUACACCAGCAAACUUGUGAAAACUUUGUUAUAUAACUUCAUCAGACAAGAAAAGCCUCCUCCUCCAGGAGCCCAUAUUUACCCCCAGCAGUCAGAUGGGGGAGGACUGCUUUAUGGACUGGCAUCAGGAGUAGCAACUGGACUCUGGACUGUGUUCACACUAGGAGGUGUGGGCAGCAAAGCGGCUGCCUCUCCAGAGCUUUCUUCCCCUCUGGCCAACCAGAGUCUCCUGCUUCUGCUGGUGCUGGCUAACCUGACAGAUGCUCCAGAUGCACCCAAUCCCUACAGACAGGCCAUUAUGUCCUUUAAGAACACACAAGAUAGCAGCCCUUUCCCCUCAUCAAUUCCACAUGCCUUCCAGAUUAACUUUAACAGUUUGUACACAGCCCUGUGUGAACAGCAAACAUCUGAUCAAGCAACGCUCCUCUUGUACACACUGCUCCAUCAGAAUAGUAAUGUCAGAACAUACAUGCUGGCUCGCACAGAUAUGGAAAAUCUUGUUUUACCAAUUCUUGAGAUUCUGUAUCAUGUUGAAGAAAGAAAUUCACACCAUGUAUAUAUGGCCCUUAUAAUAUUAUUGAUCCUUACAGAAGAUGAUGGCUUCAAUAGGUCCAUUCAUGAAGUGAUAUUAAAAAAUAUUACUUGGUAUUCAGAACGGGUUUUAACUGAAAUUUCACUGGGGAGUCUCCUGAUUCUGGUUGUAAUAAGAACCAUUCAGUACAAUAUGACAAGGACAAGAGACAAGUACCUUCACACAAAUUGUUUGGCAGCGCUAGCAAAUAUGUCAGCACAGUUUCGCUCCCUCCAUCAGUAUGCUGCACAGAGGAUCAUCAGUUAUACCUGCCGCCACUUGCGGAGAUAUGUUUAUGUGUUGGACAAACUGUAUUUCCCCCACUCUCACUGUUCUACGCUUCAGCAUUGCUUCUCGGCCCUCAGUGAAAAUGGAGAGGAACUCUUGUCUUUAACUUGCUCUCACAUUCUCAGAUCCUAUGCUUCCAGUUUGUUUUCUUUGCUGUCUAAAAAACAUAACAAAGUUCUGGAACAAGCCACACAGUCCUUGAGAGGUUCACUGAGUUCCGAUGAUGUUCCUCUGCCAGAUUAUGCACAGGACCUCAAUGUCAUUGAAGAAGUGAUUCGAAUGAUGUUGGAGAUCAUCAAUUCCUGCCUGACAAAUUCUCUCCACCACAACCCAAACUUGGUGUAUGCACUGCUUUACAAACGCGAUCUCUUUGAACAGUUUCGAACUCAUCCUUCAUUUCAGGAUAUAAUGCAAAAUAUUGAUCUGGUAAUCACCUUCUUUAGCUCAAGGUUGCUACAAGCUGGAGCUGAGCUUUCCGUGGAGAGGGUCUUAGAGAUCAUUAAGCAAGGGGUUGUUGCACUGCCCAAAGACAGACUAAAGCAUGUCUCACAAUUUAGGUUUUUCCUGAUGUUUUCUCAUCAAUCUACUGAAGUUAAGCAUAUUUGGCAAAACAUCACAGAAGCAAUGUGUCCUCAGUGCAUCAUCAAGAGGUGUGUGAGGGCAGCAUGUCUUGUGACUGGGAGAUUGUCUUUGAUUAUUUGAUUAAGGUGCUGUCUCCAAGCUUCUCCAGUGAAAAGUGACUGUCUUUCCCUUUGUCAAUGAUAAAUACAUUGGUGUUGAUACUUAGAGUCUUUACUGGGAUGCUGUGUCUUCUCCCAGUUUUGCCUACUGAUUUUAUCAUCAUGGGUGGAUCUCACCUACAUAAUAAUACCUUACUACUGUGGUACUUACUUAGUGAUGAUUUUGUAUUUUAUUCCAUGGGUUAUAACUCAAUUUUAGCACUGUUUAUUUUGUUGCUCAGGUUGUUCUAGCUUUGGCCAGUGUGACUCCUCCAGGUUGGUUCCCCUGGCAUUCUACAUGUCCCCAUCUUGUUUGAGAACUAACUUCCUGACACCACAGGAUGCUGCGUAGUAACCCUGCAUUUUCCCCACCUCGAGCUCAGCUCUGAAGUCAACCGCUGCUGCCCCAAUAAGUCCAGUUCCUUUUUUGGUUUUCUUUAGAAACCAAGAGCUGUGUGUGCAUUAGGUCACCACCUUCUUAGAACCUUGUACGCCCACCCCUUCCCAUCUCCCUCUCUUUCUGACAGCUGAAAUGCUUUCCAACUUCACUACCAUAUAAAUACUGGAACUUUUUCCUUUUGUAGCUCUCUAUUUUUUUAGUUGUAGAUGGACACGGUAUCUUUACUUUAUUUAUUUUUAUGUGGUGCUGAGGAACAAACCCAGUGCCUCACACGUGCCAGGCAAGCACUCUACCACUGAGUUACAGCCCUAGCCCUGUAUCUCUUCGAUAAAUCUUUGCUCUUAUCUUUGACAUAUCUCUCACUACGUCCUUGUCCCAUAUUUUCUACUUAUUGCAAUUCCAGAUUUAUUUUCUAAUUCCUUUAAUGAACACUUUGGGUCCAAGAGCCCCUCUGUGGGCCACAGUAGAUACUGAAGAUUAACCUUGUAGUUAGUUAACUUUAACGCUGACCUUAAAGUGAAGUGAAUUAUAGUGUGCAGGCAACAUGCCUGAAUACUAAUGUGCUGUUCAUUUAUUAUACCAUGUUCAGAAAGCACCUAUUAUCUUUGAGAUAGUGGCAUGUAAUUAAAAAUAUAACACUUUGUUUUUUAGUAUUAUGACUAAAUAAAGAAAUUAAUUGAUCUUUGAGAGGUCCUAGAAAAGUUAACUUUAGAGUAAGAUUCUGCUGAGAGCAAGGUCAUGAGUAAUUCCCUUAAAGGAGUGAGUUAAUUUUGUUCUGAAGCACAUUAAGAAAUUGUACUCCUGAUCCCAGCUUCCCAUCUCACUCCAUGGAUGCAAAAGGACAGAAGAUGGAUGAUUCCGCCUUUAAAAAAAUAAAUAACUAACUAUCACCAGUACUAGGAAAGGAAACUAAAAUUACAUCUACUCACAGAUGGUGAGUCAUCCUCAGUUGGUUUAAAUGGUAGCAUAUUAUUACCACAGAUGUUUCUAGAAUAAAAGGCUGUGUUUAUCUUUACAAUCAAGCCUUAUCUCAAUUAUUUUAAUCAUCUUUUUGGAUUGAGUAUUUAUAAUAAAAUGAAUCACUUAAAACCUCUAGGGUUUAAUUCACAGAAUACUAUGAUAUCUAAAAUUGAAAAUCCAAGCUGUGUGUUGAAUAAUGUUUGUAUUACACCACAUGAGAGCACAUUAUAGUCUUUUGGGUUAGUUUACUAAUAUAUACUGAUAAAAUAAUUGUUGGGUAUAUAAUAGCAGCUUUGUAUGUGAGUUAAUGAAAGAGUUAGUUUUAAAUUGAAAAUGCUAUUCUAGUGAGCUCUCUAUGAACGUGCAGAAUAGUGUAUGCUUAUUGAUUCACUUUUCUUGAAAUAUGUAAAUUAAAUACCAAAAAAUUCAGAGUUCUUUCUGGGUACCUUGUGGGUCGUUAAGAGGAUCACAGUGCCCCUUACUCAUGAAUUUGCCAAGCUAAUGUCAGCUGAAGCAGAUGAGUGAAAAGUUUUUGAUGUUUCCCUAGCACUAUAGACCUACAGCCAAAUUUGUAGAAGAAUUAUUCUUCUACUUUGGGGCAAGUAAACAUUAAAAUCUGGAAGCCCAGGGCAUAGUAACUGACUCUCAACCAAAUAAAAUAUUUUUCAAUCAAACACUAUUUGACAUAGUCUUCUAAAAUAUUUGUAGAAUAUCCUGUGUGGGAAUAUAUACUCUCUGAAUAAAUCUGUCUAUAUAGUUAAACAACUUGGCUGCUCAGAGUAAAUAGUAUUAAUAUCAUUCUAAACAUUCUCUUCUUACUGGUAUUCCGUGAAGUCUGGGAAAGGCAAUACCAGGUAAUUAUUUUUUCCGGACCCUCCUGCUUAAACAGAGACUUAAAGAACAAGCUCUGAAAUCCUUAGUUGCUUAUUUCUCCUUUAGGGUUUGGAAGGAAAUAAAGAAAGUCAGUAUGUCCUCUGGGAACCGAGUUAGGAGCUGCAGCUCAAAGUUCUCACUGUCUGUCUAUAGCAGCUCCUGGCUCCUACUUCACAUAGUGUGGAACAAUUUGAAUGUCAUGGUGGCAGGACACAGUUCAUCACAUUGCAUGCAUGUUCACAACCACACCACCUCAUAUUUGAAUAUGUAUAGUUCCCAGGUUCCCUCUUUUUGUCAGUUUAGUGAACUAUCUGCAUCAUAUGAAGAUUAAGAAUUUUACCAGGGCUGAGGGUAUAGCUCAGUGGAAAAGCACUUACCUAGCCUGUAUGAGGCCCUGGAUUCAGUCCCCAGUAACACACACACUCAAAUACACAAAUGUGAGGUCAUGCUUUUCAAGGGGAAUUAUUUCAUAUAAAUAAGAAGCUUUGGGAUAGUUAAAAGUUACUAUUAACCUAACAUUUCAUUUGCUUAAGACCCUUGGUAAAUCAUAGGAAUUAAAAGUGAUAACCAGUUUCACACUGACUUUUAAAGCCUUCAUUUUUAUAUGCUCUUUUUUAGAGUACUUUCAUCAUUGUCUUCAUUUACACAAAGAGAAAUAUAGAAAGUUACUCUAAAAUUUCAAGUGAUGUUUUUUUGUUUUUGUUUUUGUUUUUCAUUAUUAGGGAUCAAACCCAGGGCCUUGCCCAUGCUAGGCAGACACUCCACCAUUGAGCUACACCCCCACCCUUUUGUAAAAUUUUAAUUUGAGGGCAGGGUCUUGCUAGUUGCCCAGGCUGUCCUCAAACUUUCAAUCCUCCUGCCUCAGCCUGCUCAGUUGCUGGGAUUAUACCACAAUCAGCUCCAAGCUUUUUUAUAGCUUCUUAAAUAUUGACUUGCUUAAAAACUUUCUCCUGUUGGGAUCGCCCUCCUUCCUCUCCAUCAAAUAUCUUUCAUUUCUCUGUCAAAUCUCUGAUUAACCUAUAUCUUAUAAAUAAUACAUUAUAAUUUACAGAUGUGGCUUGACUGUUCAUUCUACCCACAGGUAGUUAUUUGACUCCACUUUGAACGGGGCACUGCUGGGAAUCAUUGAGGGAACAAAAAGAUACCAACUCUACACCAAAAAAGAUAAGAAAAGAAAAAGGUAGAGAUAGAUAAAUAGACAGACAGAUAGAUAUAAACAGGGCAGCUUAUGCUAUGUAUCAAGUGAAUGUUAUAAAGGGUGUAGAGGUUAAGUUCAGGAGGAAGGAAUGGAGAUGUCAUUGAGAAGGGCUUGUCAGAAAAGGUUAAAGAGGAACCUCGACUCAUAUUAUGUCUUGGAAAGAUCCUAGGCAGAGGAGAAAUCCAGGCAGAGGAAGUGAGUGGAAGAGAAGGCCCAAGGCAAUAUCAGCUUGGUACUCAAUGGAAACAGUAGGACUCCUCAAUUCCCUCUGCCAAAUUAAUGUGGCUUUUGUCAUUCAGUGAUACAAUAGUCAUUAAUGGGCUUUCGAACUUUGUGAAUGCCAUUCCCAAUAAAAAAUAAUUUUUAUUCUUUGAUGCAAUAAGCACAUUUAUAUAUAUUUAUAUAUUAAAAUUUCUUAGAACAGUACUUACCCUCAUUAAAUCCAAUGGACUGUGAUAUUUCUUUUUUUUUUAAUUGCUGGGCAGGUCUAUAAAAUUAAUUUAAUGAUCAAUUGUCAUUUAGUGAUUCAGAGGUUAAAAACAGUGCAUUAAAUCAGUGGUUUUCAAAGUGUGAUUCUUGCACCAGGACCAUCAGCAUCCCCUGAAAACUUGUUAGAGAUGUAAUUUCCUAGGCCCCACCUGAGACCCGCUGAAUCAGAAGAUAUGGUGCUGGGACCCAGCAGUGGGAGCCUGUACUGUAGCAGGCCUCCAGGCAGUUCUGCUGCCUGCUGGAACUGGAGAAGCACAGCACUAGACAACCUCGCAGCUCUACCCCUGGAACUGUGCCUGGGUCAGUCCCCCUCCAGGUACCUCCCACCUCACUCCUGCUCUAACUUCAGAUUUCUUCACCUGAACAGAUGGAAGCUCUCACUGAGGCCUGCCCUGGCUGCUCUGUUUCACUUUCAGCACUCCAGUCCUUCUAACCCUACUAUAUUUUUCUUUUUACAUAGCGUUUCUCACCUAGCAUACUGUAAGUUAUUUAUUAUAAUCCUGCCAGAUGACAUAAGCUCCAGGAGGUCAGGGGUCUUUACAUUUUGUUCUGGAGUAUCUGGAACAUACUGGACACUUUGAUAUUUGCUAUUUUGGAGGAAAGAAGAGGCAGGAAGGAGAGAAAAGGAAGAAUAGGCCUGUUGACUGAGUGAGUGAUGGUCUAUAAUACUGUUUUGAAAACAAUUCUUUGAAGAAGAAUUCACCAUCGACUCUUGAAGAGUCAUCUUCCAAGGCAAAAUGUAAUAAAGAAGCUCAGAUGUAACUGGUGAAUAGUUAUUUAAAUCUGUGAUAAUAUUCCACACUCAUGCUUUCUUAUAGCUACAAAACCCUAAUGUGAGGACUUCUGCUUUAGUUCUCCUUAUCAGGAAGAUAGUUCCUAUGUAAAUUGGCCUUACUAAAUUUUUAAUAUUUCUCAGGGUUCUCUUGGCUUUUGCUCAUAGUGAUUUCAUUAUAGUUCAAACAGAGGGCAAUAUUCUGAUUUAUGUUAUUAGCAUCAAUUUGUGAAGUGAUCUUAGUUUAUUCUAUUUCUGGUUCUUUCUCAGAAGGUGCAGAGCAUGGUAGAAGGUCUAGCAAAGAGACAUUGUGCUUUUUUCUGAUUGACUUUUGUCUACCUUCUCCAAUGUGAGUAGAGAAUGCAUGUUCUUAGGUCCUGACAGAAAUUGAUAGGAGCCUAUGCCUGUCACUUCUGACAGUUAGAUCAAUUUGUUUAACCUAAAUCAUUCACAAUAUGCCAGGUUAGCUUCUUGGUUUCACAGUAUCCAUAUGCUGUGUUAUAGAGUAAUCUCUGAGAUGCCACUGCUUUAAGGAAUACUGCAAGGUUGUUAGGCCUUUCUCGUACAUAACAGAAAUUGCACUAAACAGGGCUGGGCUUCUAGCUCAGCGGUAGAGCGCUUGCCUUGCAUGUGUGAGGCGCUGGGUUCAAUCCUCAGCACCACAUAAAAUAAAUAAAUAAAAUAAAGAUAUCGUGUCCAUCUACAACUAAAAAUAUAGAUACAAAAAAAGAAAUUGCAUUAAACACAUGGGUGGUCCCAUAUUUACUUUUAGGGAGGUUUGUUAUUUGUUUGUUCAGUGAUACUGAAAUUGCACCCAUGGCCUCAGCAGACUAGGCCAGUGCUCUCCCACUGAGCUAUACCCCAGCACUUUUUUGAGUUGGAGUCUUACUGUAUUACCCAGGUGGCCUUGAAUUUGUAAACUUCCUGCCUUAGCCUCCUGAGUAGCUGAGGAGACUACAGAUGUGUGCCAGUGCACCUGACCUGGCCAUUCUUGAUAAACAAUCAAGAUGAUAUUUGUUAUAAUGUCUUAAAUUAUAAUGUCUUACAAAGAAUUUGGGGGAAAUAAACAUUCAGUCUAUAGCACCUAGUCCAGUGACUAAGAAAUGUAAGGUUCACAAUACAAGCAUAGCUCUGGAAAAUGCUGAGGAAAUACUAUUCUGUGUGAUUUCAUCUUUAAAUCCCUAUUAAUUUUGAUAGGGUUUUCUUUGGAAAGAAACUUGUGAUUCACAAACUAAAAUUUCCUUAAAAAAAAAAGAAGAAGAAGAAGAAUAUAGUAUGGUAAUUUAAAAAGACAGAGCCAUUUAUCAUCAUUCAUCUGUCCCAACCUUAACUGUUCUGAGAUUGACUAUAUGAAUGUCAGUGAGACUGUUUCAUUGCCUAUGUAGUGAUCAUUUGAGUUAUUUAUUUCAAUUCCUACAAAACACUUUGAACUGUUAAUGUAUGCCAAAACUAAUGGUUACCAGAUAGUUAUAAAAUUAUUUAUGUCAAGGCAUAAGUGAAUAAUGAAUUAGUUUGAUUAGAAGAAAAGCUAACAGAACAUAAUGACUUGUCCUAUGGUUCUGCUUAUUUUAUUUAUAUUCUCAAUUCAGCUUUUUCAUAUAUACUUUUUUAAGUGAUAAAAUAAGAAAAUAAUUGUAUUUGGUUCUUGUGACUUUUGAAGGGGUAUUCUUAAUUGAACAUAAAGAUAGCCCAAAAGUUUCUGAAAACUCUGAAGGGGAUAUAAGACUUUUAAAAAAAAAAAAAAAAAGACAAUGUCCACUGUCUUAAAUACUAAUGUAAUACCUUAUACAGAAAACUUGGUCAUUUGGAGGAAUAAGGUCACUUUCUUUAAUGAUUUUCCUUUCUGAGGCAAAUUGGAGGUAGCAGUGAUUGACAAAUAAAUAAUCACACUGAGAAUGCUGGUGAACAUCUGAUCAACUGAUUCAAACUUCCUGGUACACUGCAUUUGUUGAUUUUUAAAAGAUUCAAGGCCCUGAAAUCUAGCCUAAUUCUAUGAAGAAUGUGAAUAGUAUUAUUGCCCAAGUGAGUACGAGAUGAUUAAGUAGUUCAUGUGAAAUUUUGUUUUGUUUUCCUGGGACUUCAUUACAUACGGGUUCUUUAUAGAUUUCUUGCCUGGGAGCUCCAAGGGCAGUAGGAGUACUUAAGACACUGCACACUCUAAUCAGUAGAAACCAAAUCUAUUUUGAAAACUUAAAAAUAAUAAUAUGAUUUUUAAUCCCCAAGCACAGUUUAAAAUAUUAAAAUUUAAAGACAACAUGCCCCACUUCAAAAAUAUCCACUGUACAAAAACUCUCAUGUUAAAAAUGACAAAUCAUAGGCUUAAUUAUUUGUGUCCAGAAAUUAUCUUUGUUCAUCAGAAAGAUUUCUUGUGGGACUGUGGUGGAAUGCUUGCCUAGCAUGUAUGAGGCACUGGAUUUGAUUCUCAGCACCACAUAUAAAUAAAUGAAUAAAAUAAGGGUUCAUCAACAACUAAAAAUAUUUUUUUAAAAAAAGGUUUCUUAUGUGCUCUUCCAACUAGAAAUGAUCCUAUUACACCUUAAAAUAUGAACUUUUUUUUUAAAAAAAAAAACUUAAAUCAGCUUUUUUUUUAGUUAAGUUAAAUAUGUGAUGUAUUCAGCAUCAAAUUAUACUGUUGUUCAAUAGUCUUAGAAUCAAAUUGGAAGGAACAUAUAUUAUUGCUAAUUUCAGAAGUUGUUUGAGACACAGGAAUGAUAACUUGCUUCUGAUUAAACAUCAUAUCUAAAACAUAGUCAAGUUUCCCUCUACUAAUUAAACCACCUCCAGCAAGGCACAGUGACACUCACCUACAAUUCCAGCUGCUCAAGAGGCUGAGGCAGGAGGUUCUCAAAUUCAAGGCCAGCCUAGGCAAUUUAGUGAGACCCUGUCUUAAAAUUAAAAAAAUAAAAAGGGUUGGGAAUGCAGUUCAGAUAUAAUGCACAUAGAAUGAGGCUCUGAGUUCAAUCCCCAGAACCACCACAAAAAUAACCCCCCUUUUUUUACUCUUUUAAUUGAGAAAGAUGUCACAAUACAGAUGACUACAUAAUAGAUAUAUACUUUUAAAAGAGAAACUACAAGGUAAAUAUCUGUAUGAUCAGUGUUAUUAUCAAGGAAUGGAAUGUUGCCAACAUCCCAGAAGUCCCCACAUGCCCUCUCCCCCUAGAAAUAAACACUGUCCUUUCUUUGUAGAUAAUCGUUUUAUUUUUCAUCCACCAUCUGCAUGUAUAUUCCCAAACAACAUAGUUUCUAAUUUUGAACUUUUCAUAAAUGAAAUAGUGCACUAUAUUUUCCUUUGCGACUUCCUUUUACUCAAUAUUAUGUCUAUGAGAGACCUUUAUGUUGUUAUAUAGAUUGUUUCCUCUGAUGCAUUAAUAUGACAUCAUAUAAAUAGUUCAAAUUUCACCAUUCUACUGUUGGCAUACAUUCAGAUUACUUCAAAUUCUGAGCUACUAAAAAUACAAAGUGAAACAAAACUUACAAAAUUGAAAAGAAAUAGAGAUAAUCCAAAAAUAAUAGUUGUAGAUUUCAGUUCCUCAAUAAUAGAAUAAUUAGUUAGUCAGCAAGAAUAGAGGCCUGAACAACACCAUCAACCAGCUUGAUCUGACUGGUAGAGAGCAUUCUACCCAGUGGUAGCAGAAUAAAUAUAAUCUUUUUAAGUGCAAAUGGAACACUCUCUGAGGUAGUCUACAUGCUAGGUCAUAAGCCAAAUUAAUUUAAAGGCUUGAAGUCAUACACAUGUGUUCACUGACAACAGCAGAAUUAAAUUACAAGUCAGCAAAGGAAAGAAGUUUGAGAAAUGCCCAAAUAUUAGAAAAUUAAGCAACACACUUUCAGUGAAUCAAAGAAGAAAUCACAAGGUAAUUAGAAAACAUUUUUAUCUGAAUGAAAAUGAACACACAACAUAUCAAAACUAUGGUGUUCUUCCAAGUGGUGCUAAGAGGAAAAUUUAUAGUUUAAAAUACUUGUAUUGGGGUGAAAUAAAUCCAAUAAAUAAUUUAAGCUUCUACCAAAAGAAACUAAAAGAAGAAAAACAAUUAAGCCCAAAGCAAACAAAAGAGUAGAAAUCAUAAAGCUCAUCAAUGAAAUAAAAAGAAAAAUUGUAGAAAAUAUCAGUGAAAUCAAAAUCUGGGUUUUUUUUUUUUUUCUUUUUUGAGAAAAACAAUAAAAUGAAUAAACAUUUACCUUGAGUAAACACACAAAAAAGACAAAACACAGAUUACCAAAGUGAAGACUGAGAGUGGGGAUCUCAUCAUUGACUCUGUAUGAUAAAAAGAAAUGUAAAGGAAUAUUAAGAACAACUUUAAACCAACAAAUUAAACGUUGUAGAUGAAAUAGGCAAUUUUUAGAAAGAUGCAAAUGAUCAAAACUGAUUUAAGAAUUAGAAAGUCUGAAUAGAUAACAUCACUAGUUUUAAAGUUAAAAUAAAAAGAAUUAGUAAUUAAAAUCUUCCCAUAAGGAAAAAGCACAGGCUCAUGUAGCUUCACUUAUAAAUAGUUUUUCUUUUAAACAAACUCAUACCUUUAUUUGUUUGUUUGUUUGUUUAUUGUGGUUGUAAAUGAACAGAAUGCCUUUAUUUUGUUUGCUUUUAUGUGGUGUUGAGGCUCAAACCCAAUGCCUCAUGCAUGCUAGGCAAGCACUCUCCCUCUGAGCUACAGCCCCAGCCCUAUAGAUAGUUUUUUAAAAGAAAUAAUAUAAAUCUUUUACAAAAUCAUUCAGAAACUACAGGAGGUAGGAAUGCUCCCCAACCCAUUCAGUGAGACCAGUAUUGCCGUGAUAGCAAAGCCAGAUAAAGAGAUCGAAGAAAAGUACCGACCAUGAACUUUAUAUAUGUUCAUGCUUCUCAUGAACAGACAUAAACAUCUUUUAUAAAAUAUUAGCAAACCAGCAGCAGCAACACAAAGGAUAUGUACCUUGACCAAGCAAUGUUUAUCUCAGGAAUGCAAAAUUUGGUUUGUAUUCAAAAAUCAAAUAAUAUAAUAUUCUUCAUUUACAGAAUAAAGUACAAAACCACAUAAUCAUCUUAAUUAGACCAGAGACCAACAAAUGAUGACCCACAGGCCAAGUCCUAUGGGUCAUAGCUCCACCCACUCACAUGUUGUUUAUGAUACUUUCACACUAAAGUAGCAAAGUCCAGUAGUUGUGAUGUAGACCAUAUGGCUCACAGAUCUAAAACAUUUAUUAUCUGGUCCUUUACAGAAAAAGUGUGCUAGCAGACAGAACUGUUUUAUCUUUUCAUGAUUAAAAUUAAAAAAAAAAAAAUAGGAAUGGUAAUGGGCAUAUGUGAAAAACCCACAGCUAAUAUCAUGCAUGGUAAUGAAAGGCAGAAUGCUUUUUCCUCUAGGAUCAGGAAGAAGGCAAGGAGUCUGCUCUCAGCACAUCUGUUCAGCAUUGAACAGUGGUUUAAGACAGAAUUUUUAAAAAUCAAAUGUGUACCCACUGGAAAUGAAGAAGUAAAACUGUCUAUUUGCAGGUGAAAUGAUCCCAUAUGUACAAAAUCUUAAGGACUCCAUAACACAACUACUGAAACUAAUAAAUGAGUUUAAAAUGUUGCUGGAGCCAGGUAUGGUGUUGCAUACCUGUAAACCAGCAGCUCAGGAGAUUGAGGCAGAAGGAUUCAAGUUCAAAGCUAGCCUCACAACUUAGCAAGACACUGUGUCGAAAUAAAAAGGUAAAACAGGCUAAUGGUGUGGCUCAGUGGUUAAGUGCCCCUGGAUUCAAUCCUAUGUACCCACCCCCAAAAUUAAAAAUGUUGCUAGAUACAGGAUUUGUGUACAAAAAUCUAUUAUGUUUCUGUAUACUGAAAACAGUGCUAUAUUAACAAUGGUAUACCCAAGAGUGGAUUGUAUAACAUACAUAUGUUCAAUUUCAGUGUCAAACUGCUCCCCAAAAUGGUUGUAUUAGUUUAUGCUUUCAUCAGCAGUGUUUCAUAGUUUCUUUUUUUACCCAAAAGGAGAAAAAAAUAUCUCCUUGUGGUCCUAUUUUAUUUUCUGCUUCUUAAGAAUUACCUCUUGCUUCUGGAAAUGCCACUUUAAGCAUGAAGCAGUUUUGGCUCCCCAGCUGCCUGUAGACAAACACUGGAGAUUCCCCCUUCGUAUUUACCCAUGUAUUCAUGUGCCCUGUCAUUAUGUCCUUCACACUCUUGGACAUGCCCUCUCCUCUUGGUGCACUGAGCCAUGCAUUCUUGUGAAAACAUUGCUUGCAUUUUUCCAUCUCUUUGCCUUUAUAUGUGCUACUUCCUGCCCUCCUUUGAAAUUCUAUCCAUUUCAAAGGCGUGGCUAAAACCCUUAUAUCUUUUGUCUCCAAGUUGUUCUUUACCAUCUUGUACUGGUUUAUUCCACGCUACCUUAUGUGUACAUUUGCAUGUGCAUGUUUUAAUUUCUCUUCAUUUCAAGUUCCUUGGUGUGUUUUCUUUUUCUAUCUCCCCAUAACAUCUUAACAUAAUACACUACCCUGCACAGACUAGCAAUCAUUAACCAUUCUUGAAUGAAUAAAUGCAGCAUGGUUGAAAAUCAGCUUGGGCAUUAAUUUUCUGCUUCCAGAUAUCAUGAUCUAAGCAUCUUUCAGAUAAUACCUCCUCAGAAAACAGCUAUGAAGCCAGGCAUGGUGGCACAUGCCUAUAAUCCUGCUAAGGCGGGAGGAUGGCAAGUUCAAGGCCAAUCUCAGCAAUUUAGGGAGGCCCUAAACAACUUUGUAAGACCCUGACUCAAAAUUAAAAGGGCUCGCAUGUGGUUUAGUGAUUAAACACCCCUAGGUUCAAUCCCCUGUAUCAAAAGAAGAAAGAAAGAGGGGGGGGAAGGAGGGAGGGAAGAAAGAAAACAGUCUGGACAAAUAAUACAAAACAUAAAACUACCUGAAGGUCCUUGGAGAGUGAGUAGAAGCAGACUCUACAGUGAGUUAAUACUCAUUUAGAAGAGGGGAGGUAGGAAGCUAUGUAAAUACAUUUCUCUUUCCAUGGCCUAGGGCUGAGUACAAUCUGCAUAGUUUCCAGCAUGGUAAUGAGGGGCUCACAUGGAAAAACUCUUAAUAUUUCUGGUCUAGGAAACCACAAAAGUGAACCUGAGAAAGCAUGAAUGCUCAAGAGAAUAGAGGAAUCCUCAAAGGGAAAGAGCCAGAGGAGGGAUCCCCAAACUAUAUCUGUCUAGAUCUCUGACUGAUACCUCAACUGUGUGUAAGAAGCAGACUAAAAGCAGCUCAACUAAAAGACCAGAAAUCUGAACUAAAACCAGAGUUGCAGUUCUGAAGCUGGAAAGUGUGAACAGAUUCAGAAAGCCUCUUGGGGAAGACUAUAUUGUUCACUUGGGGAUGGAAAAUAUCAAACUUCCUGUGGCUGAGGCUUUUAGCCUUGGACUUAUUGUAGUCAUGACACCUACAGCAGAAAUGGGGUAUAUAUGCAAAAGUUGCAGCCUCCCUGACCUGGAGAAUCAGAAAAGAGAAGCUGAGAAUCCAGGAACUCUGAAAAUAGUGGAGGAAUCCCAGAAAAGAGUCAAAGUGGAUCCUUAAACACUCUCUGCCAUGUCUCUGAACGAGACUUUGAACCACAUAUCUACAGAAAUAAAGCAGCCCAGCUAAAGAUAGAAGAUCUGCAUAGAGUCAAGAGCUUCUGCUCAGAAUACAGUUUGUUCAGUGGUAGAGCACUUACCUAGCACUCAAUCCUCAGCAUGGCAAAAAAAUAAAAAUAAAAAUGCUUUCAGUUCAAACCUAGACAAGAAUCUCAACAACUUAACAUUAAUUUUAUUCAGGAUACAAUCCAAAAUUUCCUGACAUCCAAGGAAUCAAGAAAAUGGAACACAUUCCCUACAUAAAAGAAAAUCAAUUAAGUUCAAUCCCAAAAUGAACCAGAUGUUAGAACUAACAGAUGAGGAUUUUAAAGUGACUACUAUAACUCUCCUCAGUUUUUUCAUAGCAUGAAACGUUUACAAUGCAUGAAAAUUUCAGUAGAGAAAUGAGAUGUCUUCACUGAGCAACAGAAACAAUUAAAAAAAAACAAAUGAAAAAAGGACAGAAAUGUGCAGAUAUGAGAUGCUAAUACCAAGCAGAAUAGCACAAAGAAUCUCAAGUCAAGGCACAUUAGCAUCAAAACUGUUGAAAGCAAGUGAGGAAGACCAUGAAAAAAAAAAACAU